This is a messenger RNA of Fusarium redolens, 1109 nucleotides long. Its product is annotated as nucleophile aminohydrolase. NCBI's taxonomy places the organism in Eukaryota, Fungi, Ascomycota, Sordariomycetes, Hypocreales, Nectriaceae. Gene Ontology annotation, cellular component: nucleus; proteasome core complex, alpha-subunit complex; proteasome core complex. Bases 139 to 1026 code for a protein of 295 amino acids. The record is from RefSeq and is a predicted model, not a curated record. The transcript is spliced from 3 exons. Gene Ontology annotation, biological process: ubiquitin-dependent protein catabolic process.
CUAGGUGAAGGAAGCUCCAAGCCAACGCCAUCGCAAACAUCUCAACGACACAGCUCCUCUCCACCUCACCAAUUCUCACCUCGUCUUCUCUUGCCUUUCGGAUCACACUAUUUCACUUGGUUAGGGAAUUCAGACAUCAUGACGUCGAUAGGCACGGGUUACGAUCUGCUCAACUCCAUCUUCUCCCCUGAUGGACGCAACUUCCAGGUCGAAUACGCAGUCAAGGCAGUAGAGAAUGGCGGUACCUCGAUCGGUAUUCGAGCUAAGGACGGUGUUGUCCUAGCUAUCGAGAAGGUCGUUUCAUCCAAGCUCCUAAAACCCGGUGCCAACAAGCGCAUUGCAACUAUCGAUAGCCAUGUCGGAGCUGUAUCUUCUGGUAUGGUCCCUGAUGGACGCCACUUCGUCGAUCGCGCUCGCGACGAGGCCCAGAGCUGGCGACAGAACUUCAAGACCCCCAUCCCAACAUCCGAUCUUGCCAGCCGCAUGGGUGGCUACCUUCAGGCCUACACCAUGUACGGAUCAGUUCGACCAUUUGGCAUCACCGCCAUCGUGGGCGGCUACGACACUCCCGAAGAGACUCCCGUCGAUGGGGAGGUUGGCUCAGGACCCAAAGUUGGCGCUGGCGGCAAAGUUGAGGGCAAGCACGGCGGUCCUUUCCUCUACAUGAUCGAGCCCAGCGGUAUGUACUGGGGUUACUACGGAGCGGCUACAGGCAAGGGUCGACAGGCCGCCAAGGCCGAGCUGGAGAAGCUUGACCUGCCCGCUGGUAAUAUUACUCUGGAGGAGGCUGUGAAGCAGGCUGCGCGCAUAAUCUACAUUGCGCAGAAGGAUAACAAGGAUAAGGAUUUCGAGCUGGAGAUGACCUGGAUCAGUGGGCCUGACGGUCCUACCAAGGGACGACAUGUUGAGGUGCCAAAGGGGCUACGGGAAGAGGCUGAGCGAUUAGCAAAGGCCGAGGACGAGGAUGAUGAUGAUGAUGACGACGACGAAGAUGAAGAUGCAAAGGAUGACAAGAUGGAGGAUUAGGCGACUUGUGUCAGGAAAAAUCAAGGCAACUGUACUAUCACGAUGACGAGUUCAUAGAAUUUAAUGGUUCAUCUGCAGGCAUC